AUGCAAAAUUUGAGAAGAUCAACACGGCCUGCAGCUGAUACUCCCAAGGCAAUAUCGGGACGUAUAUUCAAUGGCAAAGGUGUUCUGGUCCGGGAUGGUUUAUUUUUCUUCCCUGCCCGUCUCAUUCAGAAAGGCCAUAAGUUUUGCUCUAUCCGAUGGUGGAGGCACAAUAUACCUGCACCUGGUUCUUCACAACAACCUGGAAAGAUUGCCAAGGUAUCUAUUGAAGAUAUUAAAGAUGAGUUAUGGCAGAACAGAGCAGCCAGGAGGAGAAUUCGGCUUGGCAAAUGGGUACGAGCAUUUAUUGCAGAGGAACAAGCAGAGGCUGCUUGGGAAGAUCCAAAGUUCCUUCCAUUCAGUUCUGAGAUUGACAGGGCUUUACAACCAAAUAUAGGAAUACUGACUCAACUUAUGAAUAAUCCAGAUAGUGUUAUAGAUAGUUUGUGCCCAGCCAAAAAAUGGCAAGCUGGCAUGAAAAGAGCUACCAAAGCCAUAGAGCACUCUGGAGGACUCACUGUAGAUGAUUGUGCUCGUAUCAAUAACUGGUUCUAUACAGUGAUACCAGGUGCUUCACAAAAGCAGCAUAUAUGGAUCGGUGCCCUACCUAUUGCACAUGCUCGCACCUUGGUACUUUUGCACCGGCAUCAAUCAGAAUUCAUUCAUGAAGUAGAAGGGGCCAGUAUAGUUGAACUAGCAUUUAAUAGACUUGUAGCUUGGACAGGGAAAACAGUUGAUGGGAAGGACAAGUUGUAUGAAAGAGUUGAUGUGGAUCUAGAGGCAUUGCAGUUACUCGAAAAAUCAGUUUUUGAUAUUUCUGAGGAUGCAGGAGUUGCAGGAAAUCAACAAUGGGGUCUUGAUGCUGGAUCUCAUCUGCAAAACUGGAAUCCCUGGCUAGAGUAUGGUCCUGAAAGCCAUUGCACAAACAAACGUGAAGGAGAUGAUGAGGUUGAGUGCCAGCAUGGCCCAGAUUUUAUAGAUGACCAGAAACAACACUUAAUAAAUACAUUCAGCAAUCAGCCAAAAGCACGGCCUAAUCAAGUCAAAAAGCGGUGGAUAAAUGAUGAUAAUUUGGCCAAGGAGAACUCCAAAAAGCAAAAAAUGAAUGUAUAA
This is a messenger RNA of Lentinula edodes (shiitake mushroom), 1110 nucleotides long. RefSeq lists its product as uncharacterized. Lineage: Eukaryota; Fungi; Basidiomycota; Agaricomycetes; Agaricales; Omphalotaceae. The coding region runs from base 1 to 1110 and encodes 369 amino acids. The transcript has 5 exons. The record is from RefSeq and is a predicted model, not a curated record.